AUGGAGAACCUACUGCGCGGCUCGUCCAGCUUCAGCGAAGCUGCUAUGCUAUUCACCGAUGAAAAGAUAGCCAAUGCAAGAACGAAGAUCGUUGAAGCACUGGAUAAUACGCAAACUGCAGCUGUCCCACAGAAGUGUGAAAUCAUUGCAAAAGUACAGGAACUCUUGCUGCACACGGACGUGGAGCUGUUGCACGAAUUUCUCGACGAUAUACUGGUGCUCGCUCAUGAUAAGGCCGCCGACGUGCGGAAAGCGAUUGCCGGUUUCAUCGAGGAAGUCUGCAAGCAGCACAUCGAUACACUUCCGAAGGUGGUGGACACGUUGUUUACCCUGCUGCGAGACUUAGCUCCCAUCGUAACGAAGCGCGUUAUUCAAGGCUGUGGUUCAAUCUACCGGUUGGCGAUACAGUGGUUCUGCCAGCUAGACGAUAUAUCCGAGGAGGUGGAACAAGCGUGGACUAAAAUGGUCCUGAUAAAGUCCUACAUCCUGGACAAGAUCGAUGACGAUAACGAUGGCAUACGGACGAAUGCGAUCAAGUUUCUCGAGGGUGUGGUGAUACUGCAAACCUACCCGGACGAGGAUAGUGUCAAGCGCCCGAACGAUUUCUCGCUCGCCGAUGUACCGCUCACGAUGAAGCAGAUCCGUCGGCGCAAGCUGGAAGACGAAUCGACCAGGAUCUUCGAUGUACUGUUAACGUUUCACGCUGCGUCACACAUUUCCUCGGUUAAUCUGAUUGCCUGUACCGGUGCGCUGUGCACCAUUGCGAAGCUGCGCCCAUCCAAGAUGACGCGUGUGGUCGAGGCGCUCAAGCACCUCCAUUCGAACCUACCCCCAACACUGACCAACUCACAGGUUAGUUCGGUGCGCAAGAACUUGAAGAUGCAGUUUCUGAACCUGCUGAAACAUCCGGCCAGCUUUGAGCAUCAGGCAACGAUCGCCCAGAUACUGGUCGAUCUGGGUGCAUCGAACGGUGAGAUAACGCGUGCCAUUCCGAAGAUGGACAAAAAGGAACAGCAGCGACGUGCGAAACGGGCAUUGGAAAACUCGAUGGCAUCCCAGCUGGCAGCGAAGCGUGCCAAAUUGGAUGGACAGAUGAAAAAAGACAAGGACGACGGUGAGAUGCGCGAUCAGCCACGCACCAUGGAGAUCGACUACGACGAGUUAAACGAACAGAAAAACCGUUCCAACAAACAGAACGAGCAGUUUCUUGUUGAUGUGCUUCAAAGUUCGGAUCUGGUCUCACAGCUGGUCAUUACCAACAUGGACAAACUCACGGAACAAAUGCUGCAAAACGCGAAACCCGCGGCAGUGCUAUCGGUGGAGCAAUACAUUCAGAAGAUCGCGCAAACUUUAGCCGUCCAAAUGAGCGAGGUAAAGGUCGGCCCCGGUGCGAACGCCUUCACGAAGGAUCCACCGAUGAAGGUGCGCAUCAGCGAUGAGGAGGAAAAGAAUAUUAUCCUUUCGGGCAAACGAAAGCUUGGCGGUCCAUCUGCAGAACGAGCCUCGACACCGACCACCGGCGAUCAGGCGGAUGAUGAUCUGCCGGAAGGUGCGGGUGAUGAGGACGAGGACGAUGAAGCGCUUUCCGAGGAAGAUCGCAAAAAGCUGGAAGCAACACGUAAGCUCCGAGAGACACUGGAACGCGUCAAGGGUGGUGCGGCGGGUGGUGCUGGUGAACCGAAGCAACGACAGCGCAUAAAAAUGUUGAAAUUGCAGGAAAUCACAAAACCCCUCCCAAAGGCCACCAAGGAAACGUUCCUCAUCGAUGCCGUGGUGCGAAUACUGAAGGCGGAACGGCAGGCCCUGGUCGGUGGGGUUAGUACCCAACGGCAUCGCAUAAUUACGGCGUUCGGGUCGUCAUUUGUUAAUCCCGUGCGGGACGUGAUCAUGGAGCACAUUCUGGAGGAUUUGCCCAAGCGUAUCGAACUGGCGUUCUCGUGGAUCUUUGAGGAGUACGGCCUCAUGCAGGGGUUUACCCGCUAUACGCACGUCAAGCACGACAAUGGACCACAGUAUCCGUACACGCAACUGCUCGUGCGACUCGUCACGAACAUAAUCGAUCGUCCUAAGGAAACGUUCCGCCCGAAGGAAUCACUGCUGAAGCGGCUCUAUCUGGAGGCUCCGAUGCUUCCGCAAGAACUGAUCGACAUAUUGGUGCGCAUGUGCGAGCUGGAAGAGCUGGCCGACUGUGGAAUGCAGAUCGUGAAGGAUUUGCUCAUCCGUCGACCACCAAGGGAACGGCAGUAUUUGGACAUUCUGCUCAAGUAUGCGUACUACGAAAAUGGAACGAUACGCGAUAAAGCGAUCGAGUACGUAAUGAACGUGUUUGCCGUCCAUCGCAUUAUGACGGAGCAGAUCGAGCAGAGCGCACUCGCCUGGUUGGCGUAUCUGGAGCAUGAGAACCCAACCGAAUCGAUGUUCGCGCAGGAGUACGGACGGGCGGAACAUCCGCGCACGUGGACGGAAGAGUUGGCCAAAGUUUGUCUCGGGCUGUUUCUGGAAGUUAUGGUGUACGAUCAAACGCUGCUGAUGCGCUUCUCGGAGGUGUACAUUAAGGCCACGUCGGAGAUGAAGCGUGCCGUGAUACGGGCAAUCGAAGGCCCGAUACGGAAGAUUGGUUCGGAAAGUGAGCAACUGUUGCGACUGAUCGAACAAUGUCCCAAGGGAUCGGAAACAAUCAUUAUACGCAUUAUCUACAUACUCACGGAGAAAUCGCUUCCCUCAGCGGAUCUUGUGGAUCGUGUCCGAACACUGCACCAAACGAAGGUGUCUGAUGUGCGAUUGCUUAUACCGGUUAUAAAUGGCUUGACGAAGAAGGAAAUCCUUAACGCGCUGCCCAAACUCAUCAAACUGAAUCCGGGCGUUGUGAAGGAAGUGUUUAACCGGCUGCUAGGAAUCGGUGUCGAGUACGGUACCGCCGAACUGCCACUGAAUCCGGUCGAGUUGCUUGUAGCACUGCACACGAUCGAAACGAGCAAGGUGGAGCUGAAGUUCAUCGUAAAAGCAACCUCCCUAUGCUUGGCCGAGAAGGAAGUGUACACGCAGGAUGUGCUUGGUAGUGUCAUGCAGCAGCUAGUGGAAAUUGCACCCCUACCAACAUUGCUCAUGCGUACGGUCAUACAAUCGCUAACGCUUCAUUCCCGACUGUCCGGAUUCGUGACGAAUUUGUUGCAGCGGCUCAUACUGAAGCAGGUCUGGAAGCAGAAGGUAGUUUGGGACGGUUUUCUCAAAUGUGCCCAGCGGCUAACGCCGCAAAGCCUGGGCAUACUGAUACAAUUGCCUGCCCAGCAGCUACAGGACGCUAUCACGAUUUGUCCCGAGUUUCGCGAACCAAUGCUGGAACAUGCGCGCGAAAUUAUGGAGCACCAGAUUGGUCACGUGUCGCAACAGGUGAUGGAUGUGCUGCUCGGCAUAUCACCGUACUCUACGACGGAAUCUUCCGAUCUGCAAGUUGUGGGCAACUACAGUGAAGAUGCACCGAUGUCCUCGCACUUGCCAGUAAAAAUAAAGCUUGAAAAAGAUGCCGAUCCUCCGGUUACCCCGACAACAGCACCCCAAGGCAAAGAGUAA
This is a messenger RNA of Anopheles marshallii, 3570 nucleotides long. RefSeq names its product symplekin (gene Sym). The transcript is spliced from 4 exons. Gene Ontology annotation, cellular component: mRNA cleavage and polyadenylation specificity factor complex. Lineage: Eukaryota; Metazoa; Arthropoda; Insecta; Diptera; Culicidae. The record is from RefSeq and is a predicted model, not a curated record. Bases 1 to 3570 code for a protein of 1189 amino acids.